UGACUUGCUUAGUUUUUCCACUUCUUGCGUUUUAAUUAAGGUGAUUUCCUCAUUCAUUUUUUUUUUUUUUGCUUAAUACAUUACAAAUAUUACACAUCAACUGGUCUCACAAUGUCAUUGUUUGUAGAUUGCAUAAUAUUGUGUAUUCCCAUGCACAUCAUCAUUUUUAAGUUUCAAAUAGGAAAAAAAAAUUUCUCCCGUAUUUUGUGGCUAAAAGGGCUAAAAUUAACUUUCUUUCUUUUUACUUGGGUAAACUGUGCUGUGUGACAUCCUCAAUACCAUUUUUAAACCUGUGUACUGAAUUUACACAUCAUCACCUCCUAUAAGUGUAACAUUUUGCAUCUGUUUUAAUUUGAACAAAACCCCCAGAAUUGUUUUAAAAUGUCAAAACCAAAAAAACAUUUGGCUUGUCUAAUUUGUUUGGGUCUUUGGACAGGUACUGCAGCCAUUUCCAUUAUAAAUGUCAGGCUAAAAUAAUCACCUCCUGGUUUCAGUCACAACACCAUAAUAAUGUAAUAUAAGCUCCCAGAGCACUGUUUUUGUGCUGAUGUUAAUGCCACGGGAGUUUUUGGAACUUUGAAGAUGCCGAGUCAUAUCUACAAAUAUAACAGCAGAGCACUACUGACUCUUACACACCAUGUGCCUCAGCGACAUCCCCCUCACGCUCUAACUUCACGUGGUCAACCACUUUGUGGCUAAGUUGCUGUGCUUCCUAAAUGUUUCCACUUUGCAAUAAUACCAGCUGAUUGAGGGAAACAAUUUCACAAAUUGUUACAAAUGUGGCAGUCUAUGCUCUGCUGGACUGAAAACACCCGAAUUUAAAGAUAAAGAGGGACUGUUUCUGUCCUUUGUUGUGUAAUUACAAUUCAGUAAUGAGUCUUAUCAAUCUUUAAAAAACUAAAAUGUAGGAUUCCCCAAAAGAUCUAAUUAUAAUUUCAGGAACUGACACUGAUAUAUCCAUGAUAAUCGAAUCUGUUUUAUCUGUCUAAUCUCUCUUACAGGAAUAAUACAGCACUCUUAACAAGUUUUCCCUUUUUCUGUAGUCUCUUUUCUCCAUAAUUUCAGCAUCAUUGUUUAAGCCCAUUCAUUCAGUCCUGGCAGAAACUGGAAGUUUUCUUGAAAAACCUUAAUUACGCAAGCAUUGAUUAAUUGGAUUUGCCUUUGAAAGAAGUGCGGCAUUCCCACCUUGACAAUGACAUACCGUCUAUCAUUCAGCUGCUAUGAGGAAGGAAUGCAAAAUAAAUACAAAGGAAGUUAAAGAGUUGUUAAGCCACUUGUAUAAUAUUGAGAAAGAUCACACCGUGCACACACACACACAGGGAAGUGGAUGUGGUAUAAGGUUAACAUGAUAUGACAUUUUCAGUCCUCAUAAGAAUACGAAAUAGGAUACUGGGGGGGAAAAACCUUUUACUUAAUUGAAGUGAGGGUCCAAGCAAGGAAAUUGCAUUUCCUUUCAAAACAGCAUAAAACACACUCCCCUUGAGUCAUCUGUUGCCAUUUUUUUUUUUUUAAAUAAACAAAGGUUAAUCAAAAGAAACCCCUAUACCUAUGUGUAUUUAUAGGAAAGGGUCUACGAGUUGUAAUUACAGAUGCAACCACACAUGCAUGCUUAAAUGUUAGUGGUUGUUUUGGAAAGAAAACGCUCUUUACAGGUAACUUCCCAGAUGUGUAUGUUAAAAAAAAGAAAAUGCAACAGUGAUUUUUCCAUUUGGUCAUUGCGUUUACAAAACUUAUUCAGAUAAUCCUGUUUUGUUUUUUGUUUUGUUUAUAAUCUGGGUUUUCUCCUUUAUUUCGUCCCUGAUGAUUCUGUUCUCUUGACGCAUUCUGUGGAAGCGUCCUUUUUCUUGUUCUUCUUUAGAAGUCCCAUGACGGCUUUCUAGAUUACCUGCUCCGCUUUCAGUGGCGCAUAAUCGUGUUUAAACAUUUUAGGGGUUGCAGUUCUGUUUUCCAGAAGUUUCUGUAUCAUUGGUUGGCCUUACUUCCCCCCCAAAGUGGUUAGUGUGAUCGCACAAUCAUACAUCAAUUUACAACUUGGACUUUUGUACCGAAUGAAUUGUUGUCUCCAACACAGCUGAGUUAAUCAAGCUUAAGAAAAGAGGAGAGCCGGGUGGAAAGUGGUGAUUUAAUCUCAUUAAUCCAUUUAUUUUGAUCUUUCAUUAAAUUUCCUUUCAUGUGCAGUGUGGUCCAUUGUCAUCGUCAUCACUGUUCAGGUAUUAAAGAGUUCCUGUUUUGAGUGGGGAUUUCUCAGCCUGACACAUAAAUGCAGCUGCAGCUGCUGCAGUUACACAGACAAACACUGCUUACUACAUCUGGUUCCAGUGUGAAAUUUUGGAUCAAGUUUUGCAAGGAUGCAUACAUUUUUGCUCAUGGUUGUGUGGGCUAUACUGAGUGGCGCCAUCUCUGACACCCAGCAGGCCGAUGUUGAGACACUCAUGGAUAAUGUUGUGGUCCUGAGGGUGCCCUCUUUCACGGGUAGCAUGGUUCACGUUCCUUUGACCUGCGGAGAAGCUUUUCAGAAUGAGCCUGUGUUUUGGAAGAAAAAUGGUCAGGAGCUCAAUCCGCCUCUGCAGGGGAACCAAGUCCAGGUCCUGGUGGAGGAGAUGAAAGGAGGAAACUACACUUGCCACCUCAGUCCAAGUGGAGGAUACCUGAACCACACUCUGAUCCUAAUCCAGCUUAAUCCAGACAACAGGACAGUCAUAUUGGAAAACAGAGAAGGAGGUCACAUCCACUGCUCGGCACCAAACUAUACAGGAUCCUUUCACUGCUCCUGGAAAAGAACAGCGCUCAGAUCUGAUGCCAGUGUGGUCUUGGUAAAGGCCGAACGUUUUACCGAAGAUAUCUCCUGUGAGCUGGAUGGUGAUGCAUCAGGGGUUCGCUGCCAGGAUGCCCACUGCCCAUACAAAGAGGAGCAACAUCGCAUUUCCGUCACCGUUUACAUACGCAGCCAUGCUCGUUUGGAGGCCUACACAAAGUCUUUCUACCUGAGAGAAAUCGUGAGACCGGCAAAACUCCCUAACCUGCACAUCAGUGAUGGGAAGGUGUUCAGCUGGGACUACCCUGAUACUUGGGAGAAGCCCUGCACGUUCUUUGGCCUACAGUUUGAGGUCAAGCUGGUGCACAGUGGACAUCCCUGCAACAGUGACAAUCAAAUAAUUAAUAUCACCACUGAUACAACCAAAUACGAGGUUGGCGUUAAGACCAAGAAGUAUGUUUUCUGUGUGCGAGCUCAGGACAAGUUCACCAGAGGGCCGUGGAGCCACUGGAGUCAGUGCACAGUGAACAAACAUAACGUGGCGUGCUAAGCGUUAGCCGCUGGACUCUGCUGCCACACCAGAAAGAGGAAAACAGUUUUUAAAAAUAUUGUAAUUCAGAAGAAAAAAAGUGGUCUAAUACAUUUUUUUUCAAGUGAUGCACAACAUAUGAAGCUGUGCUUCAGGAGUGAAUGUAUACCUGUACAGUAUUUAUUCAUCCCUCUUCAUCCCCAUUCGUUAUGUCUGUGGAACUACAGCACAAUGUUAAAAUAAUGAUUUGUACUGUGAUUGAAAUGAAUUAGUAUUUCCUUCAUGCCCUUGGUAACUUAUUUAUAUCUGUUCAGAAUGUUUCUCGACAUUUUAUAAUAAAUUAAUGAACAUA
Messenger RNA from Oreochromis niloticus (Nile tilapia), 3636 nucleotides. It is a transcript of the gene il12bb, whose product is annotated as interleukin 12B, b. The record is from RefSeq and is a predicted model, not a curated record. Gene Ontology annotation, molecular function: protein binding. Lineage: Eukaryota; Metazoa; Chordata; Actinopteri; Cichliformes; Cichlidae.